Dibothriocephalus latus is the source of this 528-nucleotide messenger RNA. The record is from the annotation of a GenBank genome assembly. NCBI's taxonomy places the organism in Eukaryota, Metazoa, Platyhelminthes, Cestoda, Diphyllobothriidea, Diphyllobothriidae.
AUGGGAGGAUCCUAUCCCGAUAUGCCAGGGUUUAAUGCGAAACAACUCGGUGCCGUGUCGGCUCAGUGGAACUCCACUUUCGAGGGAAUCCUUUUAAUCAAACAAAAGACCGAUGCUUUAUUCAAACGCUCCGCACCCUUCGAAGAACAUUGGUGUCGUUUAAAAGGAAACCUUCUGGUCAUCCUUCGCACCGACGACCGAACCUCCACUGAUCUCCUUGGCGUCAUCAUAUUAGAACACUGCUCUGUUUCCCUUUGUUCCGAAGCUGGCGUUCAACACGCAUUCAAAAUAGAAUUCAAAUCUGGCGAUGCACCCAUUCUCAUGGCGGCACGGUCUGCAGCGGAGGCGAAGAUGUGGUGUAGACACAUAUCCGCAGCGGGCUUAUCCGAACUUGUCGCCCUACAGGCCCAUUUUCGUGAGGAGCUGCGCAAAAGGACCGGAACAGAUCCCUUGGACCCCUUGAAUAAGCCUUUUCCACGUGCUGCAUUGGUUGCCGGUAUGCAUGCUCUCACGUUCGUCUCUGUCUGA